This is a messenger RNA of Setaria italica (foxtail millet), 2138 nucleotides long. Its product is annotated as glyceraldehyde-3-phosphate dehydrogenase GAPC2, cytosolic-like. The record is from RefSeq and is a predicted model, not a curated record. The transcript is spliced from 10 exons. NCBI's taxonomy places the organism in Eukaryota, Viridiplantae, Streptophyta, Magnoliopsida, Poales, Poaceae. The coding region runs from base 532 to 1815 and encodes 427 amino acids. Gene Ontology annotation, molecular function: oxidoreductase activity, acting on the aldehyde or oxo group of donors, NAD or NADP as acceptor; NAD binding.
CCCACGAGCCCCUUCACUUUUUGCUCCCCUCCUCCCCACUGCAAGAGGCCGUGCUCCUCCCUCCCUUCUCUGGUCGCCGGCCGCCCCAAAUCUCAGAUUAGAUCGAUGUGCCCCUGUGGCUCCGCGGAAGGGCCGUCCCAUGGGGGUACGGCGCUCGGCGAACGAGGCCGGGGGACUGGCGCGGUGGUGCUGGUCCAGCGGUGCCGCCGCGCGGACGGCAAGCUGGAGCGCGCGGAGCGACCCGUGGCGCGGGCGGCGGCGGCCGCCGCCGCCGCGGCGGAGAGCGAGAGCACGCCGACCCCCUUGGCGCUCGACGCCCAGGAGCAGCACCGCACGCCGGCGGCCAGUGCCGGUCGGGUCUCGCGAGACUUCAUCUGGGCCGUCCGCCAGACUUCAUCUGGGCCGUCCGAGCAUAACGGCAGGUAAUGCCGUCCGUCCGAUCAGAGCUCUCGUACUCGUCGACCGUCUAUAUAAGCCGCCGACUUCCAAUUUUCAUUGCAGCAAUAGGACCAGACAGACGGAAACAGAACAAUGGAGCGCGCUUCUUCUUCGGCGUGCUCCUCCUCCUCCGGCUCCUCCUCUGCGCUCUUCGACGGCUGGUUCCCGUCCAACCUAAAGGGAGAGCCCAUGAAUCUCUCCAUCCGCGGCCUCACUUACCACGCCCACGUGAAAGUUGUGGACCAGGAAGAACCGCUUUGGAGCACGGUCCACUUCAAGACAGCCAAGAAGUCCCCAACUCGCUUCUCCGUCGGCGACCUGGCGAAGCUCGAGAGCAGGAACCGCCGUUGCUGGUCCGGCGACGUCACCGUCAUCGAGGACGACGUAACUCAACUCUGGACAAUCCUACAGAUUCGUGUGCCAUCUGCAAGAGAAAGCAAGUUUUUGCUGAAAUCAGCCAACAAUGUUCUUGUCAUGGUUAAUCCUGUGGGUAAUCUGUCUGGAUUUUCUAGUCGAAAUGAGUUGAGAGAUUCUACCAAAGAUCCUAGUAAAGAAAGUGAAGCAAAAAGGAUCAGAGUUGGUAUAAAUGGAUUUUCCCAAGUUGGUCGGAUUCUUGUCGAAAUGGGACUGCAGAGCAUUGAUGUACAAGUUGUUGCUAUCAAUGACCCUUCAAUCACUCUUGAUCAUAUGGUCAAAAUUUGGAAAAGUACAAACAUAGGUAUUGCAAAGAAAGAUCAUCAGACAUUGGUCUUUGAGAAAAGGUAUUAUAAAAAAGACAAGAGUGUGAAGGAGGGUGAGAAAAUUAAGAUCAAUGUUCUGUUGGAACAGAUGGAAGUCACUGUUUUCAGGGAACAAAAUCAAGUUCCUUGGGAACAAGUGAAUGCUGAUUUCGUGGUGGAGUACAGUGUUAAGGCUCAGAUCUCUGACAAGAAUGAAAACUGGAACAGUUGCCUAAGAUGCCUUCCCAUGGAAAUCAUAUCUUUUGGAUUACAUGUGGAUGAAGCAAUCAGUAGACUUCACUUCAGCACAGAUAAUAGGGAGAGUGCAAAACGGGCUGCUACCUUUUCUAUUGUUACCAGAAGCACAGUUGCAGCUAAGGCUGUCUGCAAUGUCUUCAAGGAAUGGGAUGAACAACCCACAAGCUUGCUUUUUCAUGCAAAUGCUGUUGUUGAUAGACCGGUUCAUGUUGAUGAUUCAAGUGUUGAUCUCAAAGUCACGUUAGAGAAGGCUGAAGGCUGCAGUGGCACUAACAGUAUUGCUACCAGGUUCUGUGCUGAUGAUAUGGAUGGCGCGCAUCGACUCAGAGGAAUCUUUAGCUGGUGUGUGGAUAUUGUCCGCUGCGUGCCGGUGGGAGGCUGUCGACUGGAGUUAGUCUGAGAACUUUGCAACUUGAAGCUGUGUCUGCACCUCGGACCUGUUUGCUCCAAUGACAGGCAGUCUGUCAAGAAACAGUUGCUGUUGGUGCAGUGUAGAGAUUAGUGGAUUGACUCGAAUAUCUUUGUAGUUGUGCCCCGGUAACCCUUGUAGUGUUUCUGAAUUCUGAUACUAUGUUGGUGCCGAUUCAGUAUAGGGAUUGACACGUUCUGUCCCUUAUUGGGAUCCCUUCUGUAACUGUAAAUGUCAAAUUUGCCUUUUGUCCUGCAAUGCCAGGAGCUAUGUCACAUUGAUGCCAAAUAGUUUUUGUAUAGUUGAAUGAUAAA